Molecule: messenger RNA, 930 nt
Organism: Fukomys damarensis (Damara mole-rat)
Lineage: Eukaryota; Metazoa; Chordata; Mammalia; Rodentia; Bathyergidae
Product: olfactory receptor 2J3
Exons: 1
Coding region: 1-930 (309 amino acids)
Biological process (GO): G protein-coupled receptor signaling pathway
Cellular component (GO): membrane
Molecular function (GO): G protein-coupled receptor activity; olfactory receptor activity
Source: RefSeq, a predicted model, not a curated record
AUGCAUAAUAACAUCAAUGCUACUUUUGAAGGCUACUUUAUCCUGCUGGGCUUCUCCAGGUGGCCUCACCUAGAAUUCAUUCUCUUUGUGGUGAUCUUGAUCUUCUACUUGAUGACACUGUUAGGCAACCUGUUCAUCAUUGUCCUGUCACACCUGGACACCCGUCUCCACACUCCCAUGUACUUCUUCCUCUCAAACCUCUCCUUCUUGGAUCUCUGCUACACCACCAGCUGCAUCCCCCAGUUGCUGGUCAACCUCUGGGGUCAGGAGAAGACCAUCUCUUUUGCUGGGUGCAUGAUUCAACUCUACUUUGUCCUAGCCCUGGGAACAACUGAGUGUGUCCUGUUGGUGGUGAUGGCCUAUGACCGCUAUGCAGCUGUGUGCAGACCCUUGCACUACACUGUUCUCAUGCCCCCUCGUUUAUGCCACCUGUUGGCUGUGACCUCUUGGGCAAGUGGCUUUACUAACUCAGCACUUCAUUCCCUCUGUACCUUUUGGAUACCCUUGUGUGAACAUCACCUAGUGAAUCAUUUUUUCUGUGAAGUUCCAGCCCUCCUGAGAUUAUCCUGUGUGCGUACUCAUGCUAAUGAGCUGACCCUCCUGGUCACCAGCUUUAUUUUUGUUGUAAUUCCCCUCCUUCUCAUUCUGACCUCUUAUGGUGCUAUCACCUGGGCUGUGCUGAGGAUGCCAUCAAAAAGUGGGCUUCAGAAAGCCUUUGGAACAUGUGGAGCCCAUCUCAUGGUUGUCUCCCUCUUUUUCAUCUCAGCUAUGUGCAUAUAUCUGCAGCCUCCAACAGAAAGUUCUCAAGAUCGAAGCAAGUUCAUUGCCCUAAUUUACACAGUGGUCACACCCAGCCUGAACCCUCUAAUCUACACCCUCAGAAACAAAGAUGUGAAGAGGGCAGUGAAGAGACUGUUGGGGCAAGAGUAG